UCAACAUCAAUCCUACACAUAUCAACCCAAAAAAAAUCAUUUAUAACCAUUUUUUUUCUUUUUCAGUUUGAAAGCUCUUGGUGGUUUGUGGGCUUGUUCCUCUCCUUUUCCAAUUUCUCUUUCAGGGAUCUUUGAAGAUUUUUCUUAAGCUAACCAAAACAGUGUCCAUCAAAGUAUCUGAAGAAACAACCCAAAAGGAGGAAAGCUACUUGUGUGGUAUGAUUUGGGGUCUGUUCCUGAUAUCAGAAAUUGUUUGCUUGAUAAAAGUAAGAAGCUUUUGAAGUUUGAACCAACUCUUUGCAAAAGGAUUGGUUGAAAGGGAACACUUGAGGUCCAGUUUUUGAUCCAGGAUUGGAUUAUGUUUUGGAGAGAAAAUGGCUGCAGGGACCGAUUACCCAUCUCCACUUUCCAUGUUAGAUGGCAGCAUCAGAAAGGAGAAUGUUACUGUUACAAAAGAAGAGAAAUCACUUACUUUUGAGAGCUUAAAGCAACCGAACAUGGGCAAACCUCCGCGGCACCUCUCAGCUAUGAGGUAUUGUGUGAGCUCUGCCCAGUUGGCUCCUGCAACUGAAGUGGAGUCGGAUGUUGGGAUUGUUAGCUCAAAGUCCUCAUCAGAUAGUAACUCCGCAUUUGUACCUGUUUUUCGCUCUGGAAGCUGUUCAGAGAUCGGUCCAAAACCUUAUAUGGAGGAUGAGCAUAUCUGUAUAGACAAUAUUUUCGAACAUCUAGGUGCCACUGCGAACUUUCCUUCUCCUGGAGCUUUCUAUGGGGUUUUUGAUGGCCAUGGUGGUACAGAUGCAGCUUCUUUUAUCAGAGAGAACAUUUUGAGGUUUAUAAUUGAGGAUUCACAUUUCCCCUUUUGUGCCAAGAAGGCUAUUAAGAGUGCUUUCCUAAACGCUGACCAUGCUUUUGCUGAUACUGGUUCUCUUGAUAGUUCCUCUGGUACCACUGCACUUACUGCCCUCAUAUCUGGAAGGACGAUGCUAAUUGCCAAUGCCGGGGACUGCCGAGCUGUGCUGGGAAGAAGAGGUAGGGCAGUUGAGCUUUCCAAAGACCAUAAACCCAAUUGUGCCUCAGAAAGAGUAAGAAUUGAGAAACUGGGAGGUGUAGUUUAUGAUGGCUACCUUAACGGUCAAUUAUCGGUGGCACGAGCUCUUGGAGAUUGGCACAUGAAAGGCUCCAAAGGUUCCUCUUGUCCUUUAAGCGCAGAGCCGGAGCUUGAGGAGACAACUCUGAGUGAGGAAGAUGAAUUCUUGAUCCUAGGCUGUGAUGGGCUGUGGGAUGUGAUGAGCAGCCAAUGCGCAGUUACAAUUGCAAGGAAAGAAUUAAUGCUUCACAAUGAUCCUGAGAGAUGCUCAAGAGAGCUGGUUAGGGAGGCACUCAAGCGCAAUACCUGCGACAACCUGACAGUAGUUGUGGUAUGCUUCUCCCCAGACCCACCACCUUUGCUUGAGAUCCCGAAAUUGAAAUUCAAAAGGAGUAUAUCAGCAGAAGGUCUGAAUCUUCUGCAGGAAGUACUAGAUAGUAAAUCAUGAUCAAAUUUGAUGCUUAAUCACAUUUGUGAAUGAUAUUGAAGAAUCGGUCAUUUUUCUCUUUUUAUUUAUUUAUUCAUAAUGUCAUCAACAGCCAACCCUUGCAUGUUUUGAUCUGUCUUGGGAUCUAAUUAAUUUGUUGGCUAUUGAGUGAAAUUUGUUGUACAUAAUGUCGUGGUAAAUAAAUCAGUUUGUCCCAUGUCUUGGUAACCCA
Messenger RNA from Prunus persica (peach), 1746 nucleotides. RefSeq names its product probable protein phosphatase 2C 27. The transcript has 5 exons. The record is from RefSeq and is a predicted model, not a curated record. Gene Ontology annotation, molecular function: protein serine/threonine phosphatase activity; cation binding. The coding region runs from base 375 to 1535 and encodes 386 amino acids. NCBI's taxonomy places the organism in Eukaryota, Viridiplantae, Streptophyta, Magnoliopsida, Rosales, Rosaceae. Gene Ontology annotation, biological process: protein dephosphorylation.